UAAACAUUAAUGAUCAUACUUCAACGUGGACAAAAUAAAAUUUACGGUUUUAUUUUGAAAAUAUAUUUACUCAGUAAUAUUACUAUGCUACCAUAUCUGCCUUUAAUAAAAUAUACAAAUCAUCUAAAAUCUUCGUUAUGUAAUAGUACAGAAGUAUUAUGAUCAAAAUGUACUUAAUUUAUCAAAAGUAAAAGGAUUUAAAGCUCAUGUGUUUAGGCACAAUAAAAACAAAUCAGUAUUAUUAUCAUUAUUCCCUUUUUAAUAAUAAUAAUAAUCUUCACAGUAACACAAACUGCAACACUCACAAUAAAUGAACCGUGCUACUUUGUUCCCGUGAAGCACAUUGAGUCUGUGUAUGAACUGUGCUAUUAUAAAUAAAUAAUAACAUACGCUUUUAUUCUGAAGGAACACAGUGUAUCCACGGACAACAGCGAUCCCGUUUCCUGUUUCGUUUGUUGUUGUCCCGUUCUGUUUCCGGUGUGGAUGCGGACGCAGCUUGUUGAUGGUUCCAAAAUGACCAAACUGCAGCUACUGAGCGCCUACCUUACGGAGCGGCUAGCGGUCGUGGUGAAGGAGAUCCUGCACGUGGUGGAGGACACGGUGACCGAGUACCGGGAGGAGACCGCGAAGACCAAGCGGGAGAACGAGAGCCUCCGGAGGCAGCUGCGGGACAUCCUGCUGCUGGAGGCCGAGACGGAGUGGCUGAGGUCGACCCGGUCCAGUCUUGUUUUUGCGUCUCCUGAGCAACAGCUCUGUGAUGCAGAACCGAGGCCCCGCUCCGAGGAGCCCGACUCCCCCCAGAACCAGCCUAGGGAGCCUCUGGAGCAGGUGGUUUCUGUGCAGCUGCUGACGGUCCAGAGCGAGACGUCUCCUAUCCUUCUCCCGGGGGACACGGUGCCGGCCGAGGUGAAGCCGGACCCUCAGAGGGAGGCGUUUGGCAAAGCUUCACUUCUUCCUUCUCACUCCACCGACUCGCUUCCUAAAAUCCACUUUGACGUUCCUGCCCUCCGAGAGGAUCCUCCAGGCCCGGCUCUGAUCAAAAGCGAACCCGAGGAACUCAAAGUGAGUGAACCUGAAGGUCACACAGACUCUCUGACGCACGUCUCACGGGAACAGUCCACCAUGGUGAUGCGUCCGGACCGACGCGAAGCUCACCGGCACAAAAAAAGUCAGGAGAAGGUGACGGCGGACGACGACGCGGCGGCUGGUCGCGUCCUCGAGCUCGUCCACCGCUGUCCCCGCUGCGGCGAGGCGUUCGGCCAUGCCGGCGGCCUCCGCCUCCACCUGGAGCAGAAGAGGAAGACCUACGCCUGCGACUGGUGCUGCAAGUCCUUCGCGCAGUCGGCGGACCUGCGGCGCCACCUGCGCACGCACACGGGCGAACGGCCGCACCGCUGCACCUUCUGCUCCAAGAGCUUCAGCCAGAGGGGGAACCUGCGGCGCCACCUGCGCAUCCACACGGGCGAGCGUCCGUACAGCUGCCCGUACUGCUGCCGCACCUUCAGCGACGGAGACACCAUGAAGAAGCACAAGCGCACGCACUCGGGGGAGAAACCGUACCGAUGCAUCCGCUGCUCCAAGAGUUUCGCCGGCGCCAGCGGCCUGCAGAUACACCUGAAGAGGGACAUGUGCUUCGUGGCCAACGCCUAGAAUUCUGUUCAGGAGAGCGAGACGCUGCAGGAAGAAAGGAUGUGAGCGUCACAUGCCAGCGUGACGCUCACAUGUGCGGGUCCCAGCGGGUCGGGGAGAUCGUAGUGUUCCCCCUCAGGUUUGACACUGUUAGCGCUGUUAGCACUGUGUUAGCCGCCGGCUGCUCAGCAGUUGGCAUGUUGAGAGCCGUGUGGAGGCAACAGAUGCUCAAGAUUGAGCACCUUUAACUUAAAGGAACAGUGUGGAAGAGUUAGUGGCACCUAGUGGUGAAGUGGCAACCAACUAAAUACCGCUCAGAC
Messenger RNA from Anarrhichthys ocellatus (wolf-eel), 1949 nucleotides. RefSeq names its product zinc finger protein 358-like. Bases 484 to 1650 code for a protein of 388 amino acids. The record is from RefSeq and is a predicted model, not a curated record. The transcript is spliced from 2 exons. Gene Ontology annotation, molecular function: DNA-binding transcription factor activity, RNA polymerase II-specific; RNA polymerase II cis-regulatory region sequence-specific DNA binding. Gene Ontology annotation, biological process: regulation of transcription by RNA polymerase II. Gene Ontology annotation, cellular component: PcG protein complex; chromatin; transcription regulator complex. Lineage: Eukaryota; Metazoa; Chordata; Actinopteri; Perciformes; Anarhichadidae.